Messenger RNA from Thelazia callipaeda (thelaziosis nematode), 1905 nucleotides. The record is from the annotation of a GenBank genome assembly. NCBI's taxonomy places the organism in Eukaryota, Metazoa, Nematoda, Chromadorea, Rhabditida, Thelaziidae.
AUGAGCGAUAACCAUCCGCAGCUUCGACACGACUGCACGCUUAAGCUGUUUCAGAAAUUGGAAUCUGCAGUCGGUUCUGGUGGAGAAAUAUAUCAUGUGAACUAUCUAGCUGACCACAUUGGGAGUUUGUAUAAAUCGGGAGAAUGUAGUGAUAUCACAUUAAAGGUCGAGGGCUGUUUGAUUCCAGCACACAAAAUCAUUUUAGCAGCUCGGAGUCAAUAUUUCAGAGCUCUUUUAUUCAAUGGAAUGCGUGAGUCGAGAAAUACAGAAAUCGAACUUUUUGAUACUCCGCUAAAUGGCUUUAAGAUGUUAAUGAAUCUCUACAGAUAUAUAUACACUGGUAAAUUACUACUAAGCUCGAUCAAAGAGGAAUUAGUGCUUGAGGUACUUGGAUUAGCUCAUAAAUACGGUUUUACAGACCUCGAAAUAUGCAUUUCAGAUUAUAUGAAAGCAGUGCUGAAUGUCCGAAAUGUUUGUACAAUAUUUAGUGCUGCACAUCUUUAUUCGUUACAUUCUUUGUGUGAAGUUUGCUUAAACUUCGCUGAUAAAAAUGCUACUGAAACUAUUUCAACUCAGGGUUUUCUAGAACUUCCUGCAAAUGCAGUAGAACAAAUGGUACAGCGCGACUCACUGUGUGCUCCGGAAAUUGACAUAUUUCGAGCUGUUAAAGAAUGGAUCCGAAUGCAUCCUGAAUCGGUAGAGGAAGCGCAGAUGAUCAUUGCACGACUGCGUCUUUCUUUAAUAAAUCUGGAUGAUUUGCUUAAUAUUGUGAGGCCUUCUGGUUUAGUUGCUAGUGAUGCCAUUUUAGAUGCUAUCAAGGAAAGAAAUGAAAAAAAAAGUGGUGAACUGAACUACAGGGGGUUUUUGUUACCGAAUGUAAAUGUGAUGACUUCCACGUUCAAUGCCUCAGUAUUAACUGGCGAAGGUUCAAUCGCACUUCUCUCAGGCGAAACAAGUCGGUUCGAUAUAGAUCGUGGUUUCACAACUCAUGCUAUCGGUGCUAAAAAUCCCGGUAUCAUUAUUCAGCUUGGUCGUCCUUUCGUCAUCAAUCAUAUUCGACUUCUUUUGUGGGAUCGCGAUCAGAGGUCGUAUAAUUAUUACAUAGAGGUAAGCAUGGAUCAAGAAGUCUGGACACGAGUGAUUGAUCACACACAGUAUCUUUGUCGGUCACGACAGAUGCUGUAUUUUACACCUCGAGUAAUCAACUUUGUACGCAUUGUCGGAACUUACAAUUCGGUAAAUAAUUUAUUCCAUUUGGUGAGUAUUGAAGCUAUGUAUACAACGGAAACAUUUGAUGUUGACCCAGUCACUUCUCUACUUAUUCCUAGUGAGAAUGUUGCAACAAUUGCAAACAAUUCUGUUGUUAUUGAAGGGGUUUCACGCAGUAGAAAUGCUUUAAUUAAUGGUGAAACCAAUAAUUAUGAUUGGGAUAAUGGUUAUACUUGUCAUCAAUUAGGAUCUGGGGCGAUCGUUGUGCAGUUACCGCAACCAUAUCUUGUUGACUCAAUGCGUUUACUUCUUUGGGAUUGCGACGACCGUCAUUAUUCUUACUAUGUAGAAGUCUCCUGUGACAAUGUUAAAUGGGUCCGUAUAAUUGACAAAACCCAACAACAUUGCAAAGCUUGGCAGGUAUUGAAAUUUGAACGUCGCCCAGUUGUGUUUAUUCGUCUCGUUGGUACCUAUAAUUCAGGUGAAGUAUUUCAUGCUUAUGUAAAUGAAGUGUUUCACUGUGUACAUUUUGAAUGUCCAAUACAAAGAAUGGCUCUCAUGCCACCUGGAUCGUUUGGUGCUAUCACGAGUAGAUUGUCAGACGGCACCGCUAGGAGUGAUAACAAUGAUACAGUGCAGCCCGUAGCGUCUGUAGAUUCCGCAGUGAUUUUAGCAGACGAAUCUUCUCAUGAGUGA